AUGAACAAGUCGCAGUUUUAUAAGUCGCAGUGUAUCGAGGCCGCGUCAAAGUCUACGAUGUACUAUACGCUUGGGUCUGUUAUAGUCAAAGGCGGGAAGGUGAUCUCGACCGGCUACAAUCAUCAGCGACCGAACUAUGACACGCCGGGGGGCGGGAAGCCGUUGUCUAUGCACGCUGAAAUGGCCAGCAUCUUCAACGCUACUCGUGGCCUUGCUCCCACGCUCAAGCAGCAGGCACAUCUUGCUGUGGAGGAGAAUCAGGACACAGAGAAGAAAAAGAAAAAGCAGAACAAUAUAAAGCACGAACACCCCCCCAACUACAACACCUACAACACCUACGACGAGCAGCACGGGUUGGCAGCAAGCAAGGAUUUAGAUUCGCGGCCAAAUCCGUGUCGUGCUCCUUAUGCGGUUCCGACAAUGCGGCAGCAGCAGGCUUACCGAGAACCCCAUCGACUUUAUCAUCAUCAUCAUCAUCAUCACGAAACAGAGUACGGGUAUGAGCAGGAGAGGAGACGGAAGGGAGUGUGGGAGGGUAGUCGGAGUUGGCACAAGAGGAUGGCGCUUGGCAGGCGGCCACGCUUGGCGAAGCUCAACGGAGCGGACCUCUACGUUUGCCGGGUGACCCGGUCCGGCCAGCUGGCUUGUUCAAAACCUUGUUGGCGUUGUAUCGAGUGGUGUGCGUGGGCAGGGAUCAAGCGAAUAUUUCACUGGAGUCUUCUUGAGCAACGUUUUGUUUGCUUGAAGGUUGGGGAGGCGUUUGGGGCAGACGACAACUACGAGACCCUAACAGACGCUCGAUUGAACUAA
Molecule: messenger RNA, 810 nt
Organism: Mycena indigotica
Lineage: Eukaryota; Fungi; Basidiomycota; Agaricomycetes; Agaricales; Mycenaceae
Product: CMP/dCMP-type deaminase domain-containing protein
Exons: 5
Coding region: 1-810 (269 amino acids)
Molecular function (GO): catalytic activity
Source: RefSeq, a predicted model, not a curated record